AUUUAAUAAAUUUGAUCAUGACAAUGCAGCAGUUACGACAGCAAGACACAUGUUUUCUUUUUCCAACAUAACCUAUUUCUACAAUAUAACCUCCACAUUUCAUUGUAUCACUGUAUAACAUUGUACAAGGAACAAACAAUAUUUUAUUUGUAAUUUGUAGUGAACAAAAAAUUAUAUUUUGCGACUAUGUUAUUAUUAUAAUUGUUGCAAUUUUUGCAAACUUAAGAACUACUAUAAUAUACAAUCUAAUUGUUAAAUAGUUAAAUGAAUUCUUGAUACCAUGCCUACUUUAUUUAACGGUGAUAAUUCCGAUUCGGAUAAAGAAUUGAAUAUCAAUACAGACUAUGCUAAAAAUUAUAAUAAUUGGCGGCAGAAAGAAGAACUCAAUAAAUUAAAAACAAAAUAUGGAAACAUUAGUGGAAGUGCAUCAUCAGAUGAAAAUUCUGGUACAGAGAGUUCAUCAGAAGAAGAAGAAGAAGAAGAGGAAAAUGAGUUGACCCAGCAAUUUGACAAAGAUUUUUAUAAAACAUUAGCUUACUUAAAAAACAAGGAUCCAAAAAUUUAUAAUCAAGAUGUAACAUUUUUUGAUGAUACUAAUAAAGUACAAGAAUCAUAUAGUAACCAGAAGAAACAAAAAAUAAAGAAAGAGAAGGCAGUCUUUUUGAGAGACUAUGAGCGUAAAAUUAUUGUAGAACGUGAAGGGAAAUUUAGUGAUAGUGAAGAUGAAGAUACACUGAAAAAGAAUAAAGAAGAUAGUAAUAAAAUAACGUAUGUGCAAGAACAAAGACAGCUGAAAGAAAGUUUCAGGAAUGCAUUGCAUGAUGAUGAAGAUGAUGCAGACUUAUUGAAACCAAAAUCUAAAUCUGAGAGUGAAAAGGAAAAAGAAGAGGCAGAUUACAAGGAGUGGUUGAAAGGACAAGAAACUGCCAUAAAUGAAACUGAACAGGAGGUGCUUAAGCCAUUACGCGAUUUUUGGUCCAAUCCCAAUUUAGAUUCAAACGAAAAAUUUUUAAGAGAUUAUAUACUUAACAAUAAAUAUUUGGACAACGAAUAUACUGACGCAAAUAUAGACGACGCACACGUAGUUCACGACAGCGAUGAAAAUUUAUCAGAAGACGAAAAGAACAUUGACAAACAAGAGGAAUUCGAGCACAAAUAUAAUUUUAGAUUUGAGGAACCUGAUCAGGAAUUUAUCAAACGGUAUCCUCGUACUCUAGAAAAUUCUUUACGAAGGAAGGAUACUCGUCGAGCACAAAAGAGAGUAGAAGUAAAAAAGAGGAAGGAAGAAGAAAAAUUAAGAAAGAAGGAAGAGCUAAAGCAGUUAAAAGCAUUGAAAAGAAAAGAAAUUGAAGAAAAAAUAGAGAAAUUAAAGGAGAUCACAGGAAAUGAUGAUAUACAGUUCAAUGACAUGGAUUUGGAGGGUGAUUUCGAUCCCAAUGAGUAUGACCGAAAAAUGACACAGAUCUUCAACGACGAUUAUUAUGCUGUACAAGAAGAAGAUGUUAAACCUGAAUUUCCAGAGAUAGAUGAAGAACUGGAAAUCGAAGAUACGUGGGAUAAUUAUGACCCUAAUACAGAGUAUUAUGACGAAGAAGGAUAUGAACAACCGCAUUGCGAAGAUCCAGAUUUCAACAUGGAUGCCGAUUACGAUCCAUCCAAAAAUAUCAAGGAAGAGGUAGAAGGUACAAAGAAAAGAAAACGUAGGCGGAAGUCCAAAUUUGCUGAACUUAUAGCUAAAGAAAAGCCUAAAUUUGAUCCGAAAGUAUAUCAAUCAUAUGAAGAAUACUUUGACAAGUAUUAUUCCUUAGAUUAUGAAGAUAUGAUCGGUGAUAUACCGUGUAGAUUUAAAUAUAGGAAAGUAGUACCAAAUGAUUAUGGCUUAAGUGUUGAAGAGAUAUUAACAGCCGAUGAUAAGGAAUUAAAUAAAUGGUGUUCAUUGAAGAAAGCAUUACAAUACAAGCCAGAACAUGCGGAAUUAAACGAUGUUCAGAUGUAUAAACAGAAGGCUACAAAUGAGGCACUAAAGAAGAAAAUACUUAGAAGUUUAUAUACCAACCCUGAGGACGAAGAAGAGACAAACAAAGAAGAAACUGUGAAAAACCAGAAUACUGUCGAACCUACAGAAACAAAGAAGCGUCGAAGAAAGAAGAAGAAGAAACAGGAAACUGAAAAUAAUGCAAUAACUACUGAAACUGUGACUGUAAAUAAUGAAGAAGUUAAUGAAAGUAAGAAAAAGAUUAAACACAAUGCAGAUAUUAAACAGGAGAAAGUGACAGAAAGCCCAAAAGCAGAGAAGCGAAAGCAACCUGAAGAACAGUCUGAACAGCCAUUAAAGAAAAAACAUAAAAUUAAUAAUCUUGAAAAGUCUACAAGCUCUCCUAAAAAUAAAUCACAUAAAGAAAAAGGUGAAGACGUUAAUAAAAAACCUAUUGAUUUCAAUACCAAGAAUUCGAAUAAACAAAAAAUAAAAGAGAAGAUUUCGAAGAAAAAGAAAAAGAUGGUUGAUAAAACAAAGAAGAAAGGUACUAAGAGUAAUGAGAGUACCAAUGGCGAUAUUAUUUCCUUGAAUCCAGAGAGAUUAAAGAUGUACGGAAUAAAUCCAAAGAAGUUGAAGAAUAAGUUGAAAUAUGGGAAACAGCAGAAAUAGUUGCAACAUAUUGUAAAUACAACAUAAAUUUGUAUAUUUAUUAUUUGAUAUUGAAAUAGAUUGUCCCUCUGUUGAUA
Molecule: messenger RNA, 2724 nt
Organism: Megachile rotundata (alfalfa leafcutting bee)
Lineage: Eukaryota; Metazoa; Arthropoda; Insecta; Hymenoptera; Megachilidae
Product: protein KRI1 homolog
Biological process (GO): endonucleolytic cleavage in ITS1 to separate SSU-rRNA from 5.8S rRNA and LSU-rRNA from tricistronic rRNA transcript (SSU-rRNA, 5.8S rRNA, LSU-rRNA)
Cellular component (GO): 90S preribosome; nucleolus
Source: RefSeq, a predicted model, not a curated record